GAGAUCACGGUGCCCAUGUGCAAGGGCAUCGGCUACAACCUGACCUACAUGCCCAACCAGUUCAACCACGACACGCAGGACGAGGCCGGGCUGGAGGUGCACCAGUUCUGGCCGCUGGUGGAGAUCCAGUGCUCGCCAGACCUGCGCUUCUUCCUCUGCAGCAUGUACACCCCCAUCUGCCUGCCAGACUACGCCAAGCCGCUGCCGCCCUGCCGCUCCGUCUGCGAGCGGGCCAAGGCCGGCUGCUCGCCCAUCAUGCAGCAGUACGGCUUUGCCUGGCCUGAGCGCAUGAGCUGCGACCGCCUGCCUGUGCUGGGCGACUCGGAGGUGCUGUGCAUGGGCUACAACCGCACGGAGGCCACCACCUCACCGCCUCUCGCCGGGAAGCCCACGCGCCCUGCCAAGGACACAGGCAAAAACCUGACGCCGCUGAGCGGGCAGCGCCCGUCGGGACCGGACUGCGGCCGGGCGUGCAAGUGCAGGGCACCCCUGGUGCCCAUCUUCAAGGAGUCGCAUCCGCUCUACAACCGCAUCCGCACGGGGCAGGUGCCCAACUGCGCCAUCCCCUGCUACCAGCCCUACUUCACCCAGGACGAGAAGACCUUUGCCACCUUCUGGAUUGGCCUCUGGUCCAUCCUCUGCUUCCUCUCCACCUCUACCACUGUGGCCACCUUCCUCAUCGACAUGGAGCGCUUCAAGUACCCCGAGCGCCCCAUCAUCUUCCUCUCUGCGUGCUACCUCUUCGUCUCCUUGGGCUACAUCGUGCGGCUGGUGGCAGGGCACGCCAGUGUGGCCUGCAACCCCGAGCACCAUCACGUCCACUACGAGACCACGGGCCCCGCGCUGUGCACUGUGGUCUUCCUCCUCCUCUACUUCUUUGGCAUGGCCAGCUCCAUCUGGUGGGUCAUCCUCUCCCUCACCUGGUUCCUGGCUGCUGGUAUGAAGUGGGGCAACGAGGCCAUUGCCAGCUACGCGCAGUACUUCCACCUGGCCGCCUGGCUCAUCCCCAGCGCCAAGUCCAUCGCUGUACUGGCCCUCAGCUCUGUGGACGGUGACCCGGUGGCUGGGGUUUGCUACGUGGGCAACCAGAGCCUGGAGAACCUGCGGGGCUUCGUGCUGGCGCCGCUGGUGGUUUAUCUCUUCACCGGCAGCCUCUUCCUGCUGGCCGGCUUCGUCUCGCUGUUUCGCAUCCGCAGCGUGAUCAAGCAGGGCGGCACCAAGACGGACAAGCUGGAGAAGCUGAUGAUCCGCAUUGGCAUCUUCACUGUGCUCUACACCGUGCCGGCCACCAUCGUCAUUGCCUGCUACAUCUACGAGCAGCACAACCGGGAGGCCUGGGAGCGGGCGCAGAACUGCUCUUGCCCGGGCGACCCCCACCGCCCCAAGCCCGACUACGCCAUCUUCAUGCUCAAGUACUUCAUGUGCCUUGUGGUGGGCAUCACCUCGGGUGUCUGGAUCUGGUCCGGCAAGACCCUGGAGUCCUGGAGGCGCUUCACGGCCCGCUGCUGCCGGGGCAGGAAGCCCGCGGGCGCCUCGGUGUGCGGCGAGGCGAGCCCGGCGCUGGCCGGCAGGACGGCGCUGCCCAGCCUGGCCCCCUACCACAAGCAGGUCCCGUUGUCCCACGUGUGAUGGGGGGAGCGCUGUCAGCCCCCCCGCUGGUGCCGGCAGGGGAGGGCUGGAGGGGCCCCGCGCCGGGGAGCAGGAG
Molecule: messenger RNA, 1705 nt
Organism: Rhea pennata
Lineage: Eukaryota; Metazoa; Chordata; Aves; Rheiformes; Rheidae
Gene: FZD5
Product: frizzled class receptor 5
Exons: 1
Coding region: 16-1629 (537 amino acids)
Biological process (GO): non-canonical Wnt signaling pathway; canonical Wnt signaling pathway
Cellular component (GO): plasma membrane
Molecular function (GO): Wnt-protein binding; Wnt receptor activity
Source: RefSeq, a predicted model, not a curated record